This is a messenger RNA of Gossypium raimondii (Peruvian cotton), 2264 nucleotides long. RefSeq names its product protein WHAT'S THIS FACTOR 1 homolog, chloroplastic. Gene Ontology annotation, molecular function: RNA binding. NCBI's taxonomy places the organism in Eukaryota, Viridiplantae, Streptophyta, Magnoliopsida, Malvales, Malvaceae. The coding region runs from base 283 to 1452 and encodes 389 amino acids. The record is from RefSeq and is a predicted model, not a curated record. The transcript has a single exon.
UUUGUUAUUGAUAUUUUGGUAACUUUUAUAGGGAUUUUCAGUGAAACCAUUUUCCCGGUUCUUGCAGAUUAAUAUGAAUACUAACCUUCAACAGAUUUACCCUCCGGUUAUGAUUUUUCCUUGAUCCUUCUUUUGUUUAUCUAAAUCUGUCUGCCUUAUCUGGUUUUUUUUUUUUUAUCUCCAACCAUUUGUUUGUGGUAAUUUUGGUUUUGGAUUCGCACACCAACUGUUCGAGGUUUUAUCUCAGAAAAAGCAACGUCUUUUUGUUUUUGUUACUUGUUAAUGAAGAGAAGAUCCAUAAUAACGUUAUCAUCUUCAACAAUCCGAUGUCAAAAAUUAGAUUCCAUGUUUGUUUCAGUAAGGCAAAUAUCAAGUGGAGGAAAAAGAUCAAAGAAGAAAAUAUACCACAGAGACCAUCAACUAGACAAAGUAAUGGAUUUGCAGAAGAAACCAUCUUUAAUUCUUCAGCUAAAGUGCAUUAUCCAAUCUCAAAAUCAUCAACGUCUUCUUCUUCGUGACCUCGAAAAGGAAGUUGGGUUUGUGGCAAAAUGGAACUUCAUGUCCAUCAUUGAGAAGUACCCUUCAAUAUUCGGUGUUGGUGGUGGCUGUGGAAAAGAACUCCCUUUUGUUACACUAACUGGAAAAGCCGAAAAGAUUGCAAGAGAAGAGGGUGAAGCAAGGAAUUUAAUGGAACCCAUUUUGGUUAAGAACCUAAGGAAGUUGUUAAUGUUGUCUAUUGAUUGUAGGGUGCCAUUGGAGAAGGUUGAAUUAAUUGGAAAUGAACUUGGCUUGCCUCAUGACUUCAAAAAGUCAUUGAUUUUCAAAUAUCCUGAAUAUUUUUCCAUCAAAGUUAUCAAUGGUAGAGCUUAUCUUAACUUGGAGAACUGGGAUUCUUUACUGGCAGUGACUGCUCGUGAGGAGAGAUUCGCACGUGAAAGGAUGUUGCAAUCAGCUGGUGGUCAAAAUAAGGUUAGGAUCACGAAAGAUGGUAACUAUCUUGGUCCAUUCGCAUUUAAAAUGUGUUAUGCUGCUGGUUUUAGACCGAAUAAGAGUUAUCUUGAGGAGCUUGAGAAGGGGCAGAAAAUGGAAUUCCCUUCUCCAUACUUGAAUGCGAGGAGAUUUGAAGUUGCAGAUCCAAAAACCCGAAAAAGAGUGGUGGCUGUGCUUCAUGAACUCCUCAGUUUGACCAUGGAGAAGAGGAUGACAUCUGCAAAACUGGACGCAUUUCAUUCAGAGUACCGAUUACCUUCCAAGUUAGUGCUAUGUUUGAUAAAGCACCAUGGUAUAUUUUACAUUACAAAUAAAGGUGCAAGUAGCACUGUAUUUCUUAAAGAAGCAUAUGAUGGUACAAAUUUGGUAGAUAAAUGUCCUAUCCUGAUGUUUAAUGAUAAGUUUGUUGCACUAAGUGGUAGAAAUGAGACCAGUUCAGGUAACGUUAUGAAAUAUACUUAGGUUGUUACUUAACAGAUGUGGGAUAAUACCACUUUGCAACCAUGUUAAUUUAUGAUGUCAAUGCAGUUGACAUGGGAGCUGAUAAUUAUAAAGUGUUUGAUGUGGAUGGAGAAAAUCAGGUAAGGUGGAAUUUUUUCUUAAUCUUUCCUCAUUGAUAAUGGAGUAUGGAUGGCACCAUUUUCUGCUAUGAGUUAUAUUAUUUGAUAAACAUUGAAAUCACUUAAAAACGGAAGUAGAGGCAGAAGCAGAUACAGCUUUCUCUACUCCAUUAUUAAAAGCACUCCAGAAUCGUAAACUUUUUAGUUGGACUAUCACUUUCAAUUGGACCUAGGUUGUAAAACUUUCACAUGUUUCUGCUGAGACGGAAGAAGGUUUUCUAGUGCGUUUGCCUCCCUACUUAACAUCAAAUAUUGAAGAAGUUUACUGCUAAACCUGCAGCAUAUUGUAUGGACUGUGGAGAUUAAUAAAUCCUCCUGGCUUUGUUAAUGGAAAGAACCUCAAUCAUUAAACUUCCGAUAAGGGUAGUUGCUCUUUUUUUCCCUCUCUCUGUUCCCAUCUCUCAGGGUUGGAGUGAGUCCUUCAAAAUACUACAUUCACUAAACAAGGCCUGACAACAAAGGCUGGAGAACUCUGGAUUAAGAAUGGCCUUCAAUUAAGGUGAACUGCUUAUGGGACCUCUUAUAAUAAAGGGAUCAAUUUGUGUGAGGCCUUCUGUAAAUGUAGAAACAGUUUCAAAGUGUAUGUUCAUUUAUUUUAAGUUUGUUUAGCUUCUAAGUUGUUAUGGAAAAUUCAUAUCAUUUACUGUUGGACUA